CUAGUGACUCGUACAGCCUAAUACCGAGUUUCUUACACAUGGUGGAAAAAACAAACCCUGGAUCAUUUGUCGAUCUGAAAACGGCAGAAGACAACAACUUGCUCUUUGUUUUCAUGGCGUUGGAUGCAUCCAUAAAAGGGUGGGGAGCAUGCAGACCGAUAGUUGUUGUGGACGGAACGUUCCUCAAAGCAGCUUAUGGGGGAACUUUGUUGUGCGCAUGCACACAAGAUGCAGCAGGUCAUAUUUUUCCACUAGCGUUUUGUGUUGCAGAUUCUGAGAAUGACCAAUCUUGGAAAUGGUUCUUCAAAAAAUUUAAAGAAGCGUAUGGUGUACGGGAACACCAAUGCCUAAUUUCAGACAGAAAUGAAAGCCUCAUCAAAGCAGCGAGAGAAAUCUAUCCAGAAAUUGCACACGAUUCUUGCGGUUACCACAUUUUGAGCAACCUUAAAACAAGCUUCAAACAACAUGCUGCCAAAUACAAUCUGCCAUUCUUUGGAGCAGUGAAAGCCUACACAGAAAAGCAAUUCGAGUUCCACAUGGCUGAAUUGGAUGGAUUGGACAAACGCAUAAGACCUUACCUCAAAAAAAUCGGGUAUGAAAAGUGGUCAAGAAUUCAUAGCCAAAACAAGAGGUAUUCCACAAUGACCUCAAACAUAUCAGAAUCACUGAACGCUGCAAAUUUGGCAGCAAGGGAGCUACCAAUUACAACGCUGCUAGAAUGCUUGAGAGCAUUGGUGCAACAAUGGACGCAUACUAAUAAGACAAAAGCACACAACACCUUCACUAAGCUAUCACCAACUGGAGAAGACAUACUGUUGAAAAAUUACACAUACUCAUUGAAUCUGGAGGUUAAAGCAACAACAGAUUACUUGUUUGAGGUAACAAGAAUGAAAGAAUCGUGGGAAGUAGACCUAGAAAAAAGAACAUGCAUGUGCAACAGGUUCCAAAUAGAUGAAAUGCCAUGCGGGCACGCAGUGGCCGUGAUGAGGGAGAUGAACAUGGACCCGUACACCUACUGUUCAGAUUACUACACAAAAAAAAAUUGGCUGGCAACUUAUUCAGGGACAGUUUACCCAAUAGGACACCAAAGUGAAUGUGAGGUACCGGAAGAAGUGAAAAAUAUUAUAGUCUUGCCUCCACAUGAAAGAGUAAAAUCAGGAAGACCAAAAACAUUAAGAAGGAAGGCUGGAUGGGAAAAGGAUCAACACAACAAGUGCAGCAAAUGUGGUGAACUGGGGCAUAACAAAAGAACAUGCAGCAGAAGACGUAGAAGGGAAUAAAAACAACAACAGAACAACAGUAGAAAAACAAAAGAAAACUACACAUACGUUUUGAGAAUUAGAUAUUGAGGAAUUUAAAUUUCUGAAAUACAAAGGGAAUACAGUUUUUAUUUGAAAAACAUUGAUUACAUUGGGAAUUGUUGAUACUCUAGAUUGGAUAUUAAAAGAUGUUGGAUACUAAAUUGAAUAUAUAUAUGAAGUUUGUUAUUGAAA
Cannabis sativa is the source of this 1493-nucleotide messenger RNA. RefSeq lists its product as uncharacterized. The transcript has 2 exons. The coding region runs from base 39 to 1280 and encodes 413 amino acids. Lineage: Eukaryota; Viridiplantae; Streptophyta; Magnoliopsida; Rosales; Cannabaceae. Gene Ontology annotation, molecular function: nucleic acid binding; zinc ion binding. The record is from RefSeq and is a predicted model, not a curated record.